This is a messenger RNA of Pseudozyma hubeiensis SY62, 375 nucleotides long. Its product is annotated as INO80-like protein. The record is from RefSeq and is a predicted model, not a curated record. NCBI's taxonomy places the organism in Eukaryota, Fungi, Basidiomycota, Ustilaginomycetes, Ustilaginales, Ustilaginaceae. The transcript is spliced from 2 exons. Bases 1 to 375 code for a protein of 124 amino acids.
AUGGGCUUCUGCGCCUGUAUUGAUAUUGGAGCGGAACUCUCCGCCUUUUCCGUGCUUGUAAGUCGUCGGUGGGAAGGCUUUGCCGGUAAGCCUCUGCCAUCGAAAGUACCCCGCACAGCUGUUCCUCCACCGCUCUCUUGCUUCCUCCGGCCUGCCGGUAACACUGGCCUCGCUGUCCGCUCCAGCCACUUUGCCGUGCUGCCGAAACCGCUUUCCCCUCAUGGGGAUGCUCCUCCAGUGGAGUGGCUGUCUGCCGUCGAGUGUGGACGAGAGACCUAUCGAAUGACUGCUCCAAUCGCCCCAUCCCGUGUCGGUCUUUCGUCCCGACCCGCUUCCAUCAUCUCGUCCGUUCCAUCAGUUCCGCCGCCCUGCUAG